Geodia barretti is the source of this 3066-nucleotide messenger RNA. NCBI's taxonomy places the organism in Eukaryota, Metazoa, Porifera, Demospongiae, Tetractinellida, Geodiidae. The record is from the annotation of a GenBank genome assembly.
AUGGACGUCGGGACCGGUAUACGGGUGGUCCGUGGUCCCGACUGGGGGAGAGGGAACGAGGAUGGUGGCGAGGGAUACUUGGGGACUGUUGUUGCUGGAGGAAGGGUUGACGGCGCAGAGGACGGUAGACAUGAUGUAGCCACUGUUCAGUGGGACGUGGGUGGAGAGAGACACGUGUACCGCUGUGGUGCUGGUGGAAAGUACGACCUGCGAGUGAUAGACAGCGCGCCAGCGGGUGUAGUUCACAGUCACCUGGAGUGCAGUGGGUGUGGGAGUCAGACUAUUGCAGGCUGUGUGUGGAGGUGUGUCCACUGUCUGCGCUACUAUCUGUGCACUCCGUGCUACAUGAAGGACAGGCAUAGCGUGUGGCAUCAUUUCACGAGGAUGGACUCUCCAGAGAACCCCAGACAGAGGACGAGAGUGCGGUGUCGGUACCUGUCAGGGCGUGUUGGGGCCAGGGGGGUGUUUGUGGGAGCCAGAGUUGUGCGUGGACGAGACUGGAGGUGGAGUGAUCAAGAUGGAGGUGCGGGGAGAGAGGGGACUGUGGUGGAUGUGUGUGGAUGGCAGAGCGAGAGCUCAAGAAGUGUGGCAGUUGUGGAGUGGAGAGAAUCAGCUCUGAAGAGAAAGUACCGACUCGGACACAAGGGCAAGGUGGAUCUGCAGAGUACAGUUGCAGCUGAAGGAGGACACUGCUAUCUGGACCACCUACCACUACUAGGUUUUUUAUCAGACAACUCUCCGUUCAGGAUCAGAAUACAGACCUUCAAUCUCCUUUAUCUCUGCUGGUGACAGGGUGCUUCUCGAGGCAGAUCUCAUACAGUCCUCGCAGGAGGAGAUAGGAGCACAGGAUACCGCCGCCGUUUUUGAAAUACUGGGGGAAGUGGGUAUGGUGAACAGUGUCCACUUAGAUGAAAAGAUAGCCAAAGUCUUUUUCCAAGGACGAGGUUCUGGGGUGACUGUUGCUACUAAAUCCUUGAAGAGGGUGGAGGGCCCAGACGUAUUUCCUGAUGAUGUUGUACGAGUGAUUGAUGAUAUGGCAGAGGUCCACAGACUGGUUGGCCGUGCUUGGUGUGAUGAUAUGGCUCUAUGUCUAGGUCAGUUGGGUCGUGUGGAAAGAUUUCUGAAUGAUGGAUCGACAGUAGUGAAGGUCAAUGGAAGGAGGUGGGCACUAGAUCCUCAAUGUCUUAUACCCACUCCUGGAGAACAGCCUGAGGAUGAAGAGGCUGAGGUGGAACCAGAAGUCGGUGUUGAGAUGUUGAUGGUAAGAGUACUGAAGGAGGCCAGUGAUGACCUCGUGUUCAAAGUCGCAGCCUACGGAAACUCUAAAUUACUUGGAGACAUUCUCAAGAAGUUCCCCGAGAAAGUGGAUAUGAUGUACAAAGGGAAAACUCUGCUUCAUAAGGCAGCAGCUGAAGGAAGUAUCAAUGCUGUCAGAGUGCUACUGCACCACAAGGCAGACGUUGCAGCAAGAGAUAUUGACGGUAAAACACCUCUGCACACUGCAACUCACGUGUAAGUUUAUCCCUUAUUGUGUUUCUUGUCUCACCUGGUCAUAAUCUUGGUGAGCGAAGUGAACCUGCCUAGUUGUCUGAAUGUGGAAUUUUUACAUGUACAACAUGGUUGUAACAUGUUCAGGCUUUCACCUAGUGACCUCACCCCUCUUUGUACCCCUUGUAUUAUGUACAACGAGACGUUUUACCACCACGAGAGAGAGAGGACGGGCACUGCACGUACCGUAAUGUUUAGCAAUCGCUACCAGAUAGCUAAAGUGCUACUGGAUGAAGGGAGUGAUGUGAAUGCUAGGAGCAGUGUGCAACAUACUCCGGUCCACAUUGCCACCAUCUGGGGUUAUUCCAGACUUCUUUCACUUUACCUCAGCCAUCCCAAGUGCCAGGUUGACCCUCUGAAUGAGCUAGGCAGUACUCCUCUGUGCAUAUCUUCCCAGUGCUACCGACUGAACAUAACGAGACAGUUGUUAGAAGCUGGAGCUGACCCAACUGUGAUAUGUAGGGAUGUCAACUCUUUCGUACAUGCUGCCUGUAAGGAAUACUUUGCAGGAAUUGAGCUGUAUAUGCAGUACCACCAAGGACUAAUCAACCUCACAAGGCUUGACAAUGGCUACACUCCACUGCAUUUGGCAACUGAAGAGGACUGCUAUGAUGCUCUCUGCCUCCUUGCUGCCAUAGAUACCUGCGACCUGGAGAAAAAGACACACCAAGGUUUCAAUGCACUGCAUUUGGCCAGUAUUGAGGGGAAUAUCAGGAGUAUGGAGAGUCUGGUGGGCUAUGGAGCUGACGCAGGGGCACUAGACUCAGAGGGAGUUACUUCACUGCACCUAUUGCUGGCUAAAAGGAAUAUGAAACCUCUGUCGGAGUGGACACUCUACUUGAAUAAAUUCCAUGAGUAUGUGUCAGGAGCUGACAACAGUAUUCAGGAUGUCCCUGUCUACAUCACUGUGGCCUGUUUCCUGGUUAGCGAAGGAGCCAGUCUGGAUAUCAAAUCAUUAGUGGGAAUAACUCCUCUUCAUGUCUGUCCUCCUGAAUACCACUCUCUACUGAAGCUCUUUGCCAGACCUGAAAGGAGAGGUAAUUAUAGAGGGAGCCUGCCCAAACAUCCUCCUCCUGUCCCCAGACUCAUCAAUACUCAGACAAAGGCAGGGACUAAUAGUGAAUUAGUCAAAAUGCCCAUAAAGAAGACCACACCCACUGGCAGUAAGGCCACACACCCUGAGGUCUCGGUGUCUGGAGGGGAGAUGGAGGAGAGUGAGGUGGACUCUGUGACUGGACCAAGUUGCUUUCUCUGUGAGGGGCCAUGUGAUAUCUCCUUCCAGCCGUGUGGACACACUGCCAUGUGUGCCACGUGUGCCCAACCUGUCAAAAGAUGUCCCACCUGUCGGACUGAUGUUUUAAAGGCGGUGAAGAUAACACUUUAGACAACCAAUAACAAAACUUAGUCCAGCAAUCACUUUUUAUACCAUUUUUCUGAGUAAAACCUAGCAAAGUUACUGAUUUUUGAUCUUAAAUUAAUUGGUAAAGGGCAGUAUGCUGUGCUGACUGAGAGAGGAUG